Molecule: messenger RNA, 2438 nt
Organism: Thermothielavioides terrestris NRRL 8126
Lineage: Eukaryota; Fungi; Ascomycota; Sordariomycetes; Sordariales; Chaetomiaceae
Exons: 2
Coding region: 92-2386 (764 amino acids)
Cellular component (GO): cell cortex of cell tip
Molecular function (GO): protein binding
Source: RefSeq, a predicted model, not a curated record
CUCUCAGCAGCCGAUGCCCGCUUAGAACCCUGCGCCGACCAGCCGCUGCCUCUGCCUCUGCUUCUGCCUCCGCCUUCGCGCAUUUGCAGCCAUGGCGCAGAGCGCGCAGAGCGCGCAGAACCCCUCAACCCCCGCCGCUCCUGUCGUCAAUCCUUCAAUCUUCGGCGGAUCUGGGCAAGUCACCGCCCACACGACGCCGCAAGCCUCUGUGUCCUCGCUCGCAUCCACCCUGACGCCCGCCUCCGCUGGCUCUUCCAACAACACGUACAUCAUGCCCAACUCGCCGCUCAAGAAUCGCGCUCCCAUGGACGGCUACCGCCCCAAAGUGACGCGCACGCUUGGCCAGCGCCCGGCUUGCCUCGUCAAUGCCUCGGUGACGUACUGCGGGAACAACCAAAUCUACGCCUUCGGCGGCUUCGACCAGUACACCGACGAGGUCUACAACCAUGUGCUGCGCCUCGAUCUGGUCAGCCAUCAGUGGACACUGGUCGACAACUACGGCGAUAUCCCCGGCGUGCGGAUGGGACAUACGGCGACGCUGUACAAGGGCGACAAGCUUUUAGUCUUUGGCGGCGAGAACGAACACCGGACAUACCUUUCCGACCUCAUCAUCUUCGACCUCAAAACGGCGCACUGGACGCAGCCCCAGGUGUCCGGGCCGAUCCCCAAGGGUCGCGCUCGGCAUGCCGCCGUGCUGCACGAGGACAAGCUCUUCAUCGUCGGCGGGAUUACUGGUCACGACAACUACGUGCUGGAUGACAUAUGCUACCUGGACUUGAAGACGUUUACCUGGUCGAGAUCGUGGCGUUUUGUCGGCCGAUUCGAUCAUUCGGCCUACAUCUGGGGCGACAGGGUCUGGGUGUUUGGGGGCUUGAGCGAGGACAUGGACAAGGUUAGCGACCUGUGGUGGCUGGAUCUAAAGGGGAACCCGGCAUUUGAAUCACCGCCGCAAAUUGGAUCCCUCGACCGCGCCGUCCUGGCGAGGAAUGCCUCGUCCCCUCGGCCUCCCUACCAAACUGCCCAGUCUUCGGUCGUCGGGUCAUCCGGCUAUGCCGCCAACUCGAGGACUCCUCAAGUCAACACCCCGUCAUUCCACCUCAAAGCAUACGCCCCGCCGGCUCCCGGUGCCAUUUCCGCGCUGAAAUUCGUCAGCGGUACAAACGUUCCGUCCCAGAUGCAGGGAAUCCACUUCCACGUCUACUCGUCUGGCACGCUGUUGGACUUUGUCACGCCGGCCGCAACUAUCACGUCCAGGGAGUGCUCGCUUUCCGCCCUGGAUUUGGGUACCCUCAGAUGGCAGAAGCUCGCCGAGGGGCGGGAGAUCUUCAAGUCCGGUUACCGCUGGCACUACUGCACCAUGAAUGAAGAUGGCACGAAGGCGUGGCUGCUGGGCUGUCCCACCGAGGCCGGGGCGAUCGACCUCGGUGCUAAUGGCCUCGAGGAAUAUCUCUCCGAUAUUAUGGAGAUAGACCUGCGCAGAUACGGCUUCCUGGGUAGUAACCUGGCUUCUGAGGCGCGGACUGACUUGGCUCGCCCGCUACGAACUUGCAGCGUGGAACCGCCGUCCAAGGGCCUUGGGGCAGACCUUGCGAAGCUCUUCAACCAGCCGCCCGAGACUGGAAGCGGCACGGAUUUCAUCGUCACCGCGCUCUCUCGCGACUACGACGAAGACGAAAUCAUGGGCUCCGCGCUCCUACACAAUGGGGAUGCGGACGAGGGCAGCCAGACGUGGCUGGCGCCGGAUGCCCCGACCUCGCCGCCCAUCCACGUGCACCGGCUCAUCCUGCAGGCUCGCUGGCCGCACUUUGCGCGACUCUGGGCGAGCCAGAUGGCCGAGUUCCACACCAAGAAGAUGCACAUCCCCGAGCCCUACAGCGUCGUCAAGGCCUUCCUGUACUACCUCUACACCGACCGCAUCGACCCCACCGACGACGACGCGGACGGCGCCAUGGCCGACCUCUCGGACGUGGCCGGCCUGCUCGUCAUGUCCAACAUCUACAACCUCCCGCACCUCCGCCUGCUGUGCGUCAACCGGCUGAGCAAGGAGCUCGACGUCGACCACGCCUGCAUCAUCUGGUAUUGCGCCGGGCUGGCCAACGAGGAGUGGCUGCGCAAGCGCGCCGCCAGCUUCUGCAUGACGCACUGGGGCCGCGUGGUGCGCACCGCCGGCUUCCAGCGGCUGCCGCGCGCCGCCCUGGUCGAGCUGUCGCAGGAGGUCGACAUGGAGGGCCGCGUCGUCGGCGGCGACGAGCUCGACCUGUUCAUCGACGGCCGCUUCGGCGACGCCGCGUCGGCUGCCUCGCGCCGUAAGGAGAGCGUCAGCAGCAGCCAGACCCAGAUGCUUGGGACCGAGGACGACGAGGACGACGGCAUGGAGAUGUCUUAGAUUGGCAUCCGGACGAGAAGGAGGGGUCGUCGUCAUCGGCGGGGGGGCCGCC